AUGACGUCUGUGGCUGUUGACCAAGAACCUCCGAUGCCCACCUCGGCGGCCGGAACGAGCGGCGGCGCCACCGCGCUAGGAGCCGGCUUCCAGGCGUUCCUGAGCUUCCGAGGGCUCGACACUCGCGGCGGGUUCACCGACACCCUCUACCACGCCUUGGUCGACGCCGGGGUCCGCGUCUUCAGAGACGCGACGAGCUCCGCCAAAUGGUGCCUCCGCGAGCUUGCGCGGAUCGUGGAGGACACGUCUAGAUCGAAGGGGAGCAAGAAGAUACUGCCCAUUUUCUUCGACGUCGAACCCGACGAUGUGAAGCUUAAGACCUCUCUGUACAGCGAUGCUUUGGUGGGGCAUCAGAAGAAAUUUCCCGAUGAAGUGAACGCGUGGCGAGAGGCUCUUGUAGAGGUUGGUAAAAUUAAAGGAUGGAGCUUGAAAAAUUUUGGAGGGUAA
Eucalyptus grandis is the source of this 447-nucleotide messenger RNA. Its product is annotated as TMV resistance protein N-like. NCBI's taxonomy places the organism in Eukaryota, Viridiplantae, Streptophyta, Magnoliopsida, Myrtales, Myrtaceae. The transcript has 2 exons. The record is from RefSeq and is a predicted model, not a curated record. Gene Ontology annotation, biological process: signal transduction. Bases 1 to 447 code for a protein of 148 amino acids.